AUGUCGAAGCCACAGGUACGUGAGGGCAAGCGCAUGGAGCCGCAAAUCCCAGCGAUCUUGUGCUAUGCCAUGUCCGAGAUCGAGGCAACAUGAGGCUUUCACAUUUUCGUCUUCGUCUUCCCCUUCAUCGCGCUGCAUUCGCUCCGCUCUUCAUGUUGGCGCAUACCAAAAACGAAGACGAGCACAUCGGUGAAACGUCUCGCUUCGGACGAAAGAGAAGAAGAAGAGGAGGAGCAGGAUGAGACACCGCUAUACUCCAGGUCUCCUUCACCGGUACUUGACCGGCCGAACAAACAUCAGGCAGCGAGCUUGCAGGAUUACUUGGCACCUCGCAAUGUAGGCCAUGCUAUGCUGCUCAAGAUGGGCUGGGUCGUUGGACAAGGUCUAGGCAUCACGGGCCAAGGAAGAGUGGAGCCUGUUCCGAUCAGCGAGAAGCGAGGUUCAGAUCUGACGGGAAUCGGUGAGUGCUCGCGCGCGCGUGUACGUGCAUCGCGCGGACGAGGCGGAAUGGAAACUGAACACCAGUGUUACUCGUGUCGCUUGUGAUGGUCACGCAUUCGCGCAUUGCAGGGAAGAUGUCUUUGGACCUUCGAAACGUGGAUGCGUCGGUUGCGCAGCGCAGAGAGAUGGCGUCGGAGCGAAUGGGUAGAGAGACGGAAGAACAACGAUCUCGCAGAUUGGUGAGGUGACGCAACGCAUAGCUUACGCACACAUUCGCUCCUUGCUAGACGUGUUGCGCUUACUCGCGGGUCUUCUACCUGCUUUCCCCCUUUCAGGACGAAGCGGCUCGUAUGGCCACGGCAAAAGCUGAAGCAGCGGAAGCAAAGAGCGCGUUCAGAUGCGAGCUGUGCGAUAAGGGCUACUCCAUUCCUUCGGCGUACGAAGCGCAUUUGACCUCUUACGAUCAUCAUCACAGGAAGGUGCGUCCCUCUCCACACGCUUGCUAGUGCACAAGGUCUCAAAGCCUUAGCAGCGUAGCUUUGCGCCUCACUCACUAGCGCCUCAAGGAAAUGUUGGCGAGCGAGAAGGCGCGGCAUGGGGCAGGAGCUACGGACAAACGUAAAGCAAAGGAAUCUGCGCGAGAGGCCAAAGAGCUGGCUAGGCUGAUGGGUGCCAGCGCACCCACUGGUCGGGCAACGAAGCCUCCUACCACGACGGCUGCCGGCUGGCUAGGGCCUCAGAGCGCUCUGGACAGCGCAGGAGAGGCUUCUGCGAGUAAUCCGACAUGGCAAGAAACUUCGACGAAUGCUUUGACAUCGGCUAGGCCUUCUCAAGGUAGAGGCUGGAAGAAGGUAGGAUCUGCGAGCGUCUCGAAUUUCUCUGGUUCCGCGGUCUCUGCUCCGAACAACUCUUCGGGCGGCGCUGCCAGGCCCUCACACGAUCCGGGCGAUUCUCAUGACAUCUACGCCACUGCCUCCUCACGUCUCAGCGCGCCCAAAUUCAGGUCGUCCGGCUUCGCAACGCUCGAGACCACCUCGACAAGACGCGAGGAGCGCACUUCGUCGUCCAUCCCUACGAAGCUUCCCGCUGGAUUUCGACCCGUCGACUCAUUCCGACCCCUUUCUGCGCCCAAACAGACCGCAGCAUCUUUUGCGCCUGGGCCGUUGCUCGAUCGAGCAGAUGGACAUAUCGCGCCAAGUUUGCGUACGAGCGGUGAGAGCGGUCAUCAACCUGUGGAGCCUGCUAGUCCUCCUCCACCGCCUCCACCAGAGGAUGUGAUUCCGCCUGACUUUCUGGUGGAAGAUUUCCAAGCUCCGCCUCCCCCGCAGAAAUGGGGAUGA
Messenger RNA from Ceraceosorus bombacis, 1781 nucleotides. Lineage: Eukaryota; Fungi; Basidiomycota; Exobasidiomycetes; Ceraceosorales; Ceraceosoraceae. The record is from the annotation of a GenBank genome assembly.